AGUGCUCCCCUUUGGGUCGAUACCGCUGUAUACGAACUGGAUUUCGACAACAUAGCACUACCUCACCUGAAUUAUUAAAGGCGGUGCUUAAUUGGAGGGUACACGUGAAUGAAAUAUAAAGCCAAAGUUAUAAGCAUUUAAUUCCUAAAGUAUAUUCAGGAUUUCAACAUCUCCAGAUAUUCAUACUGCUUUUGAAUAAAAAUGGAAUUUUUGGGUCUUCUGAAAAUCCGGGUUCGCAGAGGCAUCAAUCUUGCCGUCAGAGAUACGCAUAGCAGUGAUCCGUAUGUUGUAAUUACAAUGGGAAAUCAGAAAGUGAAGUCUCCUGUUGUCAAGGAUAGUUGCAACCCAGUCUGGGAAGUGGACAUGAGUCUUGCUAUACAUGAUCCAAAUGCCCCAAUCACACUUACUCUUUAUGACAAAGAUACAUUCACCGUAGACGACAAAAUGGGAGACGCAGAGAUAGACAUAAAACCAUACCUCGAAGCAAUGAAAAUGGGGUUGAAAGGCUUGCCAGAUGGUUCCAAGGUUCAUAGUGUGGAGCCAAGCGAGGAAAACUGCUUGGCAGUUGGGAGCAACAUUGUCUGGGAGCACGGUAAAAUGACACAAGAGAUGAUACUUCGACUGAGAAAUGUAGAAUGUGGUGAAGUUGAGAUCCAGAUUGAGGUGAUUGAUGCACCCUCCCCUAAAGCCAACCUCUUCUAAUUAAGGAACGUGGUUGCUGCUGCUGUUGAUGUUGUUGUUGCACUUGCUGUUGCUCGUUGUAAAUUAGUUUAGUGAAGCUUAUAAUGUGGGGAUGAGACUCAUGCAACUUUACCAGUUUAGCCUCAUGAGGUAACAAGGUGUCAGAGUCAUUUGCUUCAAUAAGUUGUUAAACCCCCUGAUCAACAGCUGUUUCCAAUGGAUUCUGCCAAACAUUUCAGCCUUUGUACUGAAAUGUUUGCUAUUAAUAGUAAAUAAUAUUGCAGUUCAAGAUGGUUGGGGUGCCAUAGGGGAACUAUGUCAGCAUUUUAGUUAUUUGUUUUUAUAUUUGCUCAUUUUGAAUUAGAAGAGUGUUCAUUUCAUCUUGCUCAUAUUAUGUUCUACCCAUUUUUUUUUGCGAGAAUGUUCUACCCAUUUUUGUUCUAUACGGAGUACAAUAUUCAUUUUCAUCCAAGUAAUACUGGUGCAU
Messenger RNA from Cuscuta epithymum, 1168 nucleotides. Lineage: Eukaryota; Viridiplantae; Streptophyta; Magnoliopsida; Solanales; Convolvulaceae. The record is from the annotation of a GenBank genome assembly.